Molecule: messenger RNA, 2218 nt
Organism: Agrilus planipennis (emerald ash borer)
Lineage: Eukaryota; Metazoa; Arthropoda; Insecta; Coleoptera; Buprestidae
Product: probable G-protein coupled receptor 139
Exons: 5
Coding region: 445-1626 (393 amino acids)
Biological process (GO): G protein-coupled receptor signaling pathway
Cellular component (GO): membrane
Molecular function (GO): G protein-coupled peptide receptor activity
Source: RefSeq, a predicted model, not a curated record
UUUUAAACUGGGUACAUUAUACAUUUAUUCCAGAUCAAUUAGCUGAAACUUUGACCUUUACAAACAUUAGCAAGUUCCUUGAUAAUUCCAGUCUUUCCAGGACGAUGGACAUCCUGCUAUAAAUAGUACUGAGCUUUCGGGAUAUCAUCUAGUACGUCGUCUAACAUACACAUUUCCGAGAUUAAUUUUAACAGGAACGUAAAGCGCUAUAAUCCAUGAUUUCACAAGAUGCGGAAGAGGGAAGAAGCAACGUUUUCGUUAUUAGAUUCCUUGUUGGGUUUGCUGAUGACUGUGAGGUAAGAAGAGGAUUCACACACUUGAUCACGUAGAUGGCUGUAAUUAUAUUAAAAGAAAAUGACAAAUUCAGUCUAUUACGAAUGCAUUGAACCACAAAUAAUGCCAGAAAAACAGCCCUAAAUUCGUUCCAACUGCGAGGAAAACACCAUGGAAGAAAAUACAUCAGAUUUUCAAAAUAUUUCGACAAUAAACGCGACCACGUUGCAAAGUUUUUUAAACAAUUUGAGCGUCUACAGAAAAAGCGACAACGACUUUUGCGAAGACUGCGAUUGGUUGGUGACAAAACUGGCCAAUCACUAUUCGAGAAAUUAUCACGGAUAUUUGUCGAUGGUUGUGUGUUGUUUCGGUAUAAUAUCGAAUUCGUUAACGGUGGCGGUUUUGACGAGGAAGGACAUGGCGUGUGCACCCAUCAAUAGGAUCCUGACAGGGAUAGCAAUCGCCGACAUGAUUAUAAUGAUCGAAUACAUCACGUUCGCGUAUUACUACUACAUCGAUCUACCGAAAAAAAUGAACUUUCCGUAUUGGGGAGCGGUGUUCAUACUGUUUCACACUAAUUUUACUCAAGUUUUACACACCAUCUCAAUCUGCCUGACCCUAGCACUUGCUGUUUGGAGAUACAUCGCCAUUGGGUAUCCCGAUAAAAAUAACAUCUACUGCACCGAAAGCCGUUGUACAUGGGCGAUUCUCAUUAGUUUCGUCCUUCCGAUUUUACUUUGCACCCCUACGUAUUUUGUUGUUGCAAUAAAAUCGACGACGAUCGUCGAAGAAGGACAUAAGCAAAUCCUGCACCACACCGCCCUGAGCGACGUAGCAGCACACAACGAAACAUUCCUAGUAUUCAAUUUCUGGAUGUACGCAGUCAUCAUAAAAUUGUUACCGUGUUGCUUGCUGACAAUAAUUAGCGUAUGGCUUAUAAGAACGUUGUUUCUCGUUAAGAAAAGAAAGCAAAUUCUUAAAAUGGGUUACGCCACUUGCUCGUCUACCGAUGAUAGCAAUCAAAUAAUGAAGAAGAAAAUAACGAAACCGGAGAGAAGGGCGAACAGGACGACGAAAAUGUUGGUAGCCGUUCUUAUUCUCUUCUUAACAACCGAAUUUCCACAGGGUAUCUUUGGAUUACUUAUAGGUAUUAAAGGAAAAUGCUUUUUUUUAAAGUGUUAUCAAAAUUUCGGAGAGAUCAUGGACUUGCUCGCUCUGUUAAACGGAGCGAUUAACUUUAUUUUGUACUGUUGCAUGAACAGGAUGUUUCGGACGAUAUUCGGACAACUUUUCAGACAAAAAAUUUUGUACAAAUGGUCGUCGCAAUCCGAUUUACAUACGACGUAUGUAUGAGGAAUACCUCUGAACCGCCUAAGUGUUGUACGGCGUGGAGGAAAAUCGGAAUAACUUAUGAGAAAAUGUUUUAUGACCCUGAUUUAAAAACACGAUAAUUAUUUAUUUAUCAGACAAAGACACGAAAAUUAGGUGCGACCAUUGAUUUUAUUUAUUUUUUUUUGAAAGGCAAUUAAAACUUCAAAGAAUUUUUUUACUCAUUUUGAUGAGUCAGAGAUUUUUUAUCUUUCCCCAUUUAUCCGGAUUCAGUGGACGGGAAAUUUACGAAAUAACUAUCUGUAAUCAUCAAAGUUCAAGGAAAUUUACAAAAGCAAAAUGUUCACUUAAACUCAUUCACGCGUUUUCCUUUUAAGAGGAAACAAAUAAGUUACGUUACGUAUAAAACUUUGGAUGAGGGGUGUUUAAAAAUAUUUUGAAUAUCCUUUGAAAUACUAAAAUUACGAUUACGGUUAUUACUACUACAGUUAUGGAAUAAUUACUUUUUCAACGAUUUAUCGGAUAGCGAUUGGAUAGUCGGAUUAUAGUUAAUUAUUUAUAGUAUUGGGAUCCGCCAAAUGGGCAUACACCAUCUGGUGGCAAAAGUUAUAACUCG